AUGGCUACAUUAUUUGGUAGUCUCCCGUCAGCUGCAAUGCGUAACCAAGGCCGUAAUACAGCACUCGUGAGCUCGAUUGAAAAUGGAAGUGAUUGUGCAUUACAAUGGGUAUAUGAUGAUGAGACUAGCAACUGUAUGCAUUGCAACACGCCCUUUACCAUGAUUACACGUAAACAUCACUGUCGACGCUGUGGCAAUGUUGUGUGUCACAAUUGCUCACCGCAUAAGCGCCGCAUAUCAUCUACGGACCCGUUUCCAAUGCGGGUUUGCAAUACAUGUUAUACUGCAGUAGACGAGCACUUUGCAUCACUUGAAUGGUCAGGGCACUCGUCAGCAGAGAUUCAGAACAAACCCCCCAAUCCGGUUGUGGAAGGACGGGUGCAUAUAGGACAAUUGUAUGUAAAGGUAGUCGAGGCAAUUGGACUGCCAUCGACAGACUCGAUUACGAGUGAUCCAUUCGUACGCGUGAUGCUGACGGGGAAGUGGUCGCAUGGACAAGAGUGGGGAAACGACUUGAAAAUCACUAAAUGCACCAAGAAAAAAUCGCGCACUCUUAACCCACGCUGGCAUGAAACUUUCGUGUACAAUGUGUAUGCACCUGGAGCUGAGCUGGUGUUCGAGGUGUACAACCAUGGCCAACUGAGUCAACCAACAAAGCUGGGCGAAGCUAUCAUCCCACUAUCGCAGAUUAUGGACCAGCGACGACAUAACAAGUGGCUGGAUCUGUUGCUGCCGGAAAAGCUUCACCGCGCAGGACUCAAUAAUGACGCACGUGCAGGGCGCAUUCACGUUCUGCUUCACUACAAAUUUUCACGUAUGGCAGAAUUCUGCAGCUACUUUUCGUCUGAACAAGACUAUGUAUACGAAUGGCCGGAGUUCCAAGCAGCACAAUUGUACAGCAAUUUCUGGGUACUGUUGGAUAACCUCUGGCCGUAUUUAGAAGUGACAUGGCAAAUAUUGCCAACACUCAACUGGGAGCAUCCGACGCACUCGUUCAUGUGCUUUGCACUUUGUGUAUGGCUGUGCCUUUCACUGCAAUGGCUGCCGGUUGUAUUUCAUCUUGCUCUCAUCGCGUUCGUACUCCGCAACUACUUCGAGUUGAACUUCCACUCGUUCGCAACUGUUGGUGAGAACAAGGAAAACAAGGAUCAAUCUGGUGCCGCAAACGUAAAUCUGGAAAACAUGAGCAACGCCUCGUUUCGCCAAUACAAUCUUCCAUCGGGCUUCAACCAUCUUAUGAACAAGAUGACUCAUGUUACGGUUAAUCAAGAGACCAAGCGAACGUUGCAGUCAGUGCAGAACAACAUGGCUUGGUGGUCGAGUAUCAUUAAUCACCUUGAGCUUAUGUUCUCUUGGGAAGACACGUUUUAUACCGCUCGCAUACUACUCUAUCUCAUCAUGAGUUGUGUGCUGCACAUUGUGAUUCCUAACAAGUAUCUGCUCCUAGCGCUCGUGGUGUAUCUUUUUGUCCAAUGGACAGUGCCAUUCAUGUGGCUCAAGCACUUCAUCUCUGCUAUUCAUCAGUCCAUUCGCUCCGUGGUGCAUCAACACCGUCUUCAAAGCUCAAUGGCACAGGCUGAUUUGAACGCAAGACCGUCUCGUGUCAUGUUAAGUACUGGUCAUCAUCAUCUACCAGAUCAGCCACGAACAAUGCGUCGCACUGUUUCAAAUGCAAGUGCGCGUGCACAUGCGCGUGUAUCAAAAAAAGAAGAAGCUUUUGGUGCAGCAGCUUCAGCAAUUUCAAAGCGAUUUGUUGUCUCGCACGAGCCAAGUGUUUAUAAGAAAAAGUAA
Molecule: messenger RNA, 1791 nt
Organism: Peronospora belbahrii
Lineage: Eukaryota; Oomycota; Peronosporomycetes; Peronosporales; Peronosporaceae
Source: the annotation of a GenBank genome assembly